Molecule: messenger RNA, 1701 nt
Organism: Rhodamnia argentea
Lineage: Eukaryota; Viridiplantae; Streptophyta; Magnoliopsida; Myrtales; Myrtaceae
Product: alpha/beta hydrolase domain-containing protein 17B-like
Exons: 6
Coding region: 250-1395 (381 amino acids)
Source: RefSeq, a predicted model, not a curated record
CUCUCUCUGUGUGUCCACACCAAAAAGUACUCAUUUUUAUCUUCUGCUCAAUCCACUGUCCUUUUUCAUUUGGAUUGAAGCUGUCCACUCCGCUGGUUCAGAAACACAAACUCCCACACGAAUAGCAGACGUCAAUCAUGCUUCCUCUUCGUCCUUCGACUUUUCCAAUCCAACCCAAGUAGGAUGGCAACCCAGAAGUAAGCGCGCGCACUCUCUCUCUCGGUUUGCUUUUCUUGUUUCUGAGAAAAAAUGGGUUCUGCAACGUCGUCAAUGGCGGCGAAGUUCGCCUUCUUUCCUCCGACGCCGCCCUCGUACAGCAUCUACGCGGACGCAUCGACGGGGAGGUUGAGGAUGAGCGAUGUAAGCGAGAGAGACGACGUGGACGUGAUGAAGCUGAGGACCAAGAGAGGGAACGAGAUCGUCGCCAUGUACGUGAAGAAUCCGUCGGCUUCCAUGACCCUCCUCUAUUCCCAUGGGAACGCGGCAGAUAUUGGCCAGAUGUAUCACAUUUUUGUCGAGCUCAGCCUCCAUCUGGGCAUCAAUCUUCUUGGGUAUGACUAUUCAGGGUAUGGACAAUCUUCGGGAAAGCCAAGCGAGCAGGACACAUAUGCUGACAUAGAGGCAGCUUACACGUGCCUUCAAGAGACGUACGGGGUGAAGGAGGAAGACGUAAUAUUGUACGGUCAGUCGGUCGGAAGUGGACCUACUCUAGAGCUUGCGAUCCGGUUGCCUUGUUUGAGGGCUGUAAUUCUUCACAGUCCGAUCUUGUCCGGUCUUCGAGUCAUGUAUCCCGUGAAGAGAACAUUCUGGUUUGACAUAUAUAAGAAUAUCGACAAAAUUCCUCUGGUUAACUGCCCGGUUCUGGUCAUUCAUGGAACUGAAGACGAUGUAGUAGAUUUCUCCCACGGCAAGCAGUUGUGGGAGCAGUGCAAAGAGAAGUAUGAACCAUUAUGGCUUAAAGGAGGGAACCACUCUAAUUUGGAGCUCUUCCCCGAGUACUUGAGGCAUCUCAGGAAGUUCAUAACUGCCAUCGAGAAACUACCUCGCGUUCACGAUGUAUCUGUACAAAGUACAGAUAAUUCUGAACUUCCUCUAAUUACCAUUGAAGUGAAUAGAGAUAAGUCCAGGCUAAGCACCGAUCAUAGGGAGAAAUCGAGGCUGAGCACUGGGCAGCAGGAUAAGGCAAGGCUAAGCGCGGACAGCAGAGACAAGUCGAGAUCCAGCACUGACAAGAGAGAAAAAUCGAGAAAGAGUGUGGAUCGGCUGCUGAAAUCAAGAAACAGCACAGAUCAGCCGGAGAAAGCUAGGAACAGCUUUGACCGAUUGGGAGAUAUGGUGAGGUCGGUCGGGUUGUGCAAUGCCGAUUGCUUGAAGCCAACAGCUUUAGAAGCCUGAGCUUGAAGGAAGUGCCAAUGCUUGUGACAACUUGUGUACAGAUACCCCAUUUCCCCGAUCGAGUUUAUUUAGCUGGUUCCAUUUGAUAUUCAGAUAUCUUCACGGCGAUCCAGUGCAAAAGAAUAAAGAGUGGAAGGAUUAGAUGAUUAUGCACAUUGUUGUUGCUCUGGUGAUUGUAUUUUCAUUUUAAGAUUGGGAUCCAGAGAUCGGGCAAUCUCUAGAUUCUCUAGUUAUUUUAAGUACUUGAUUAUCCACGCAUUCACGCAUCUUAUGCUGAUACGAGUACUCGGCAUCGUUUGUUUAUAA